CCUGUUGCAUUGUUGCCAACAUCAUGAAUACAACUAUUUAAAUUUUGACAAGUUCAAUUGAAACCGUCCACUAACCGCGAAGAAAAUUUAAUUGGGUUAUAGUUUUUUUAUAAAAUAAAUCAUCUUAAGGCUGGUAUAUUUAAAAUAAUGGACGCUGCAGCAUUAUUUGUGCAGCCGCAAACGGUAAAAGAUUUACCAAACAAUUGCUGCAAAGAUCAGAAGCAAAGUCGUUCUUGUGAUUAUACAAAAAUAUCAGGGAUUGUAACUUUUGUGCAAGAGGAACAUGCCGCCUAUAAAUACACCGUCUAUCGAUGCGCCUCCAAGAUUAUAAGCCUACAAAAACUAUUGUUUACUUCAAAUAUACCAUACAAACUUGUACAGGCGUUAAUGGGUCGAUAUCAUAUACUGGAUGUGGAUGCUAAUUUUAUGGUACCUCCGUUCCAGUUGACAACGUUUAUUCAUGAUCUAUACUAUGCUUGUGAAACAUUAGGACAUUUUAAUACAUUCACAACAUAUUGUAUUGAAAAGGCAACAAGUGUAUUAGCGACUUUCUUUUGGAAUUUAUUUGAUCCGAAUCGACGACAUUCCAUCUCUGUUUUGGAAAUAAAAGUUAUGUUUUUGUUACUUUCAAAACAUAUUGGAUUACUAGAUUGGAGUGAAGAAUUUUAUAAAUUGCUGCAUGACCCUAAGACAAAGUGUGUUUCAAAGAAAAACUUUGAGUAUUUGGUGAAUAUUUUGACGAAAACGUUUAGCUAUAUCGGUGAGGAGCUUGCUUAUGGUUCACAAAACAAAACAAUAAUAAUGGAACAGUGCUUUGGGAAGUCACUGAAUUCUUAUGGCUUAACUGAGCUACAAUUCAAAAAUUUAUGGAAUGAUAAUCGCACACGGUUGUGCAUUUUUGUAAACCUGAUAAGUUUAAUUAAACGCAUGCAAGAUACUGAAAAAAUUACACAUAACAAAAAUUGUGCUGCUUGCAAUAUACAAAUAAUCGGUAUACGCUUCAAAUGCAGAUCGUGCCACGAUUUGUCUCUUUGUUUGUCCUGUUUUGCAAAGGGUUACAUAAAAGGUAAACAUGAGGCAAGACAUCGUCUGACCGAGGUGUUCAAGGAGGAUGAACCGCCAAAGCGUAUCUCGUAUAUCUUUGCUUCAAUUUGUAAUUUUUUCAAAAUGAAGAAACAAAGCAACGAAGAAUGUAAAGGCUUUUGCAAUACAGAUGAAUCUAACAGUGUUGAUGAAACGGAACUGGAAAUAAUAGCAUCUGACCAUACAGUAAACAGUGAAAUAAUGACCACAGUUAUUGAGGUCAAAACGGAUGCAAUUGAAACUUCGAUUGCUGGACUUUCAACUAGCGCUUCAACGGCGUCAAAUGUUUCGGAGCAUCUGCAGUCUAUCAUCGAUAGGCUAUUGCAGCAGAACUCUAAACUGGAAAAACAAAUUAAAAUCGUGAAAACUGCGACAAAUGAGGAAAUUUCCGAUUUUCUGCAAUCGCAUCAACACUUUCUGAUUGGAAUCAUAAAUGAAAUGCGAAGGUUUUCGCAAAUAUCGAAGUCAUUGAGUUCAUAUCCCACGUCUAGCACCCCGAAUCGAUCCCAUUCUGACAAAAUGCAUAUGCAAAACGUAGCAGCAACAGUAGACAACUUUAGCGUCAUGGGAAGCAAUCUAACGCAUUCGAUUAAUGGCGCCGACUUGAAUCGAAGUUAUUUGGAAGCAAACAAAUCGGAUGCUUCGGUCAACGACGUGAGUACGUGGUUUAAUCAGCGAAGAUCAUCGGCUUUAAUGCCAAUACCGAACGCUACCAUCACAGAUUGUGGUGUGGAAACUGUGCAAGAAAUUAAUUCAAAACCUAAUGGAAAUAGAAUGGACACAGUUGACGAAUUUGAAAUUGUUGAUUUGCGUGACACCGAUAUGAUAAAUUUCAAGCUGUUAUUGAAUAAAGUUAAAGAGAUUGUCGAGGACUCUUUUAGUGAUAAUACUGAACUAGCAGCAGCAACACAAAAUUUGGAAAAUGUGCUAGAUAAUAUCGUAAAGAAUGAGGAGAAGCGUAGAAGUAGUACUUAAUGUUGAACACUGGGUAACAAACCGAUUUAUGCAUGCGUAUUGCAGCUAUAUAUGCAAUGUAUAAGUGUUCUGAACAUUACGUUAACUAUACAUUCUUCAAAUUUGUAAAAUUUAAUAAGUGCCGUUUGUACAUAUAAGCCAGUUUGUAUAUAUUUACUGAACCUAACCUGCAAUUCGCCAAAACCAAAACUAAAUUUAUUAUAUUAUAUAUAGCCGUCCACUCAAAUUUAGAUAAAUAAUGGUAGUAAUAACGAAUUUAAUUGUACAAUAUCUGCAAUACGAUACAAAAGUUCAGUUGUGUGAAAACAUAGAAGAUGACAUUGGCUUUAUAUGAAAAUAUUAUUAAUAGCCUACCAGAUAGAGAAAAGCAAUCCAAUUAAUUUAAUUAUUUAAUGAUACUUGACUAAACUUACGUGUAUGUGUAAAAAAUAUGUUCUUAUGAAUAAUAAACGCAAAUCAAAAUAUGUUAACGUAA
Messenger RNA from Bactrocera oleae (olive fruit fly), 2533 nucleotides. RefSeq names its product discontinuous actin hexagon (gene dah). Gene Ontology annotation, molecular function: zinc ion binding. Gene Ontology annotation, biological process: synaptic signaling. Gene Ontology annotation, cellular component: synapse; plasma membrane. The record is from RefSeq and is a predicted model, not a curated record. Lineage: Eukaryota; Metazoa; Arthropoda; Insecta; Diptera; Tephritidae.